AUAUCGCGAGCAUACAWGUUAAAUAUGGCGGAUGUUGAAUAGUUGUAAAGCAUGUUUUGACACUUCUUUCGGCUUCUUCGUUUUCUUUGAAAAACGAAAUAUUUUUUAUCCUUUAUGUAGAAAGUUGAGAAUUCAUCGGUCUUGAAUGACAGCAAAUCUGGCACUCAUCAACGAUGUACAACUUCGAUUUUUGUGUGCAGACGAUGUCGAAGAGGUUAAACGGCURUGCAGAGAAUGGUUUCCAAUCGAGUAUCCUGAUACAUGGUACAACGAGAUAACAACAAAUCCCAGAUUCUUCUCUUUGGCAGCCACACAUGCCAAGGCGAUCAUUGGUCUUGUUGUCGCUGAAGUAAAGCCAAGAUUAAUGUGCAACAAAGAGGAUUCUGGGAUACUUGAAUAUACUUAUCAAGAUAACUACCAAGUUGCAUACAUUCUUAGUAUUGGAGUUGCUAAAGAAUACAGAAGGCAGAAAAUUGGUUCAUUGCUCUUGGAUAGCUUAAUCUCCAACUUGACYACUCCAGAACAACAAGACUGUAAAGCUAUAUACCUCCAUGUUCUAUCUUCCAAUAUGGCUGCCAUCAGGUUCUAUGAGACAAGAUGUUUUAGGAUGUUUAGCUAUCUGCCUAUGUAUUAYGCUAUCAAUGGAACACAGAGAGAUGGCUGUCUAUAUGUACUGUAUAUAAAUGGUGGUAAACCACCCUGGACCUUCUCAGAUGCAAUCAAAUAUGCUGGUUCAAAGCUGGUGAAUUUAAAACCCUGCAAGCUUCCAAUGUAUAUACUGAACUCUUUGUAUGGUUGGGUUUUAUGGUUUUCACCAGUGCAGAGUGUUAGAGACUCAUGUGUAAGAAUAAUGUAAAUGAUCUUCURCUUUAGUUGCUUUUACAAAAGGASCAUCAACARACMCUGACUACAGUCAUUUUCCUACUACCUUUGUUACAUUUGUACAUGCUUUUUAGGGAAUUUAUAUUUAAAAUAUACAAUAACUACAUUUUUUUCUGUGCAAAGAGCAUGUACAGUUACUGCUGUUUUAUUUGACAAUAGAUUMUUUUGCUCACCCCAGGACAUGUAAUCUGCAAUGUUCCUGGAUUCCAUUUCCAAGCUCCUUGAUUCUGUAUUCCAAGCUCCUAGAUUCCACAUUCCAUGACAAAUUUUGCAUGGAUUCUUUAUUUUACCAUAUUUGUCUCAGAAUGCAAAGCAUACUAUCAUUUUUGGCGUCAUUUUUGAAAUUAUGAGUUUGGAUUCCAGAUUCCUACUGUUUUGUCAGAUUUCUUUUCCAUAGCUGUSAGCUCUGGAUUCCAGUACCAGAUUGUUGGAUUCUGGAUUCCGGGUUAUGGGGCGAUUUUGUGUGAAGACGAAAAUACUGCUGUCAGUAGUAAAAAUUGAAAUUUUCUUGAACUGAAUAUAAUAAGUAGAUGACUAAAUGUUAGGCCAGAAUACAGCAUUAGUCUCAAUUUAGAGAAAAUGCAAAUCGUUAGCACAAUUCAUUAUUUACUUACACUCAUGCUAUUGCUGAAUUGCUACAAAUUACGGGCACAUAUGAAAUCUCAAUGUCUGUGUAUAUCUUAUUGUAAUGACAACAUUUUUUCAUGAUUUUUGUUAGAUUGAUAAUGUUUUUAACAGCAAAAACAGGUGUUACACCCAUCUUUUUCAACAUCUUUUUGAUGUUCGUACUGAAUCUGGACCAUAAUGCAAUGCACAAUGCUAUACCAAACAGAUAAACCUUUAAAUUGACUCAAAAUUUGUCCAAUACAAUUCAAAUAAGUUUUAUACAUUUUUUAUUUUAUUUUCUGGUGUGASAUCAGGACAGCAGUGCUUUCAGUCAAUAACAAUCAAGUAAUAAUUUUGAUUCUUAAUAUAGAGUGAAGUAAAAAAAAAAACCAGUGAAACCACACCGUAAUGCGCUCUGAUUGCAUGUUUUAAUUUGUGCCUAUUUGACUAUCAACCAAGUUUUGGUUUGGCUGCAAGCAGAUAGUCAAGUUUUGUUUCACGGGUUUAUGGUACUUCACUGAUAAAAACAAUAGACAAAAGGCUACCACAGCUAACAGACAAGUCCAUGUAAUGUCAAAGCAGCUUCACCUGGGGAUAAAACAAGAUGUUUGUUUCAAGRAAAUAUCAUUGUUUGCCCCCUAGAUGGAGCUGCCAAACCAUGGACUGUAAGGRGUUUAUAUCAUACAAAGCAAAAGUGUUGGAAAUGCUAGACACAAAAUUACAUCAUCACAAAUAGGGAUAUCUUAGAGGGAAGUGUUGCAUGAUGCAUAUUUUCAUUGAUUUUAAGACGUCAAACUUUUUUCAGGUUCCACAUAACGAGUUUUUUUUAAUAAAUUUUAUUUUGAAAUUCACUGUUUCAGCGUUCAAUGAAAAAUCACGUGUACAAAUUAUCAACAUCACUAUAAAAGUACAUAUUUGGAAUUCUAGUAAUAUAGACACAGGGAGCCCAAGGUCCUUGUGAUGUAGACAAGGUGUAAUUAGGCGAUAUGCAUUAUGACGUCAUUUACUACAAUUACCAGAAUGCUUUGCCAACUUUCUUUUGUAAUGUAAUUAGUGCCAAUUGUUUUAUUAAUCUCCAAGGGGAUUAAAAAUCUGAAUUACAAUGAAAAUGCGCAAGGCUCUCUGGUAGUUGUAGUAAAGUUACGUCAUAAUGCAAACGGCCUAACGUAAGAUUGUAGAUAAGGUGUAUUUGAGUACUUUUUGUAGAAAUCAUUAAUUAAACAAUAUUAUACUGCA
Exaiptasia diaphana is the source of this 2724-nucleotide messenger RNA. Its product is annotated as N-alpha-acetyltransferase 60-like. The transcript is spliced from 5 exons. Gene Ontology annotation, molecular function: histone acetyltransferase activity; protein-N-terminal amino-acid acetyltransferase activity. The record is from RefSeq and is a predicted model, not a curated record. Gene Ontology annotation, biological process: N-terminal peptidyl-methionine acetylation. Gene Ontology annotation, cellular component: Golgi membrane. Bases 146 to 856 code for a protein of 236 amino acids. Lineage: Eukaryota; Metazoa; Cnidaria; Anthozoa; Actiniaria; Aiptasiidae.